Ictalurus furcatus (blue catfish) is the source of this 5764-nucleotide messenger RNA. RefSeq names its product 5-hydroxytryptamine receptor 4. NCBI's taxonomy places the organism in Eukaryota, Metazoa, Chordata, Actinopteri, Siluriformes, Ictaluridae. The record is from RefSeq and is a predicted model, not a curated record. The coding region runs from base 4216 to 5571 and encodes 451 amino acids. Gene Ontology annotation, cellular component: plasma membrane. Gene Ontology annotation, molecular function: G protein-coupled serotonin receptor activity. The transcript is spliced from 4 exons. Gene Ontology annotation, biological process: adenylate cyclase-activating adrenergic receptor signaling pathway; regulation of appetite; chemical synaptic transmission.
GACUGUAUGGAUUGGGUCUGAAGGUGGGGCUGAUGAACCUUCUUUCUUUCUUCUCAUCAUUUUAUGUGACCACGUAUUGUGUUACAUAACCAAUAUCUGCAAUAAUUAUUAAAAUUCAAAAUCAAUCAUCUGGGUUCUGUGACUGAAUCUUAAUCAGUAAUACAGUGUGCUCAAGUGGUUACUAGUCUUGUGAUUUUUUUUAUUCGUUUUAUGGGUUUAAAAAACAAGCAUGUAAAGUGUGUGAAGUGUCACAUAGGUGUUCACAUCUGGUGAAGGUCAUAGCAUCUGAAUGAAAUCAUUUUCAUCUGCAUCAAACCAGCAAAGAAGUGACAAAUUUAACCAAUACAUUAUAUCCAGUGGUAUUAUUAUUAUUAUUCUUAGCAGUAGUAGUAGUAGUAGUAGUAGUAAUAAUAGUAAUAAUAAUAAGAAUAAUAAGAAGUAGAAGUUGCUGUGGAUAAGGGUGUCUGUUAAAUGCUGUAAAUGUAAGCAAUAUUGUGGCAAAUUAUUACACACAUUAAAUUAUCCCAAAUGCACAUGUGUAAUACAUAAAGGGGAUUACUGCAUUGGUGAUUUAUCUUUUUUUUUUUUUUUUUUUUCGUGUUUUAGGCCCAUAAUGCUCAAGUGGUUUCAUGCUGGAUUGACUAGCAAACACAGUAAACAGAAAAGUUGUAACCCUUCAUUAAACAACAACAAAAACACUAAAGUUACAAUUCUGUAAUCUGUAUUUUUGUGUAAUUCGUAUGUUAGUUGGACAAUGUCUGCUCAAUUUGUCACCUUUUAGCUUCUCCUAAAAAGACAUAUCAGGGAGAGAAAAAAAAGGACGAUAGAGUAAAUAAUACAGCCUGUUCAUGUUCAUUACACCCACGCCUGAGUCCAUAACACGACUGAUGGCGACUGAUGAGUCCAUAACAUGAAAACGGGCUAAAAGAUAUCAGCCCAAAUGGAGCUCAACUCUAAGUGGGCGUGUCACUCUGUAAUCACCUGACAAGACUGUCACUGAUGAGUCUGCAUGAAUCGACAGCACUGGGCUUGUUACAGUUAUUCCAGCACAUUGAUUCAUAUCAUUCUGUGUCUUUUCUCUUAUGGUGCUGUUGGACUCGGGUUUAAAAGAUUAUCCCAAAUAAUCCUCUUUAAAACAUGUGUUAACAGCGAAUAAGAUGAUGAUGAUGUGGAUGCUGAACAUGGAACCUUAUAUUGAUUCUUUUUUUUUUUUUUUUAAAGACGUGGGAGGAGAUUUUUUGUUCUUCUUUUUAGUCAUUUUUAGCAGCAUUUUUAGAAUGCCUUUAUAGCAUAGCAGUGUUGAUGUCUGGAUUCUGAUUGGUCAGAAGGUGUUGAUUAAUUUUCUCUCAUAGCAGUGCAACUGCCAGUAGUGCAAGUGCAGACCACAGGUUUAUAUUAAUGCCGCUGUUCUAACAGCGCAUAUAUGUCACGACACGGAAUGCGAGUAGGAUGCAAGUGCAGAUUUAAGUGAAAUAAAACAAAAGUACGAACACAGAUGAUUAAACACAUAGACUAUGGAAUCUAGGCAGAGAAAUGAGAAAUAAGGCAAACGUAAGACAACCAGUGUAGUGCAAACUGUGGCUAUAAAUACCCGUAAGUGCUCGUUAACAUGAAUGAAGUUCAGGUGCAGGAGGUCAUGUGACAUGAUGGCAUGGUGCAGUGGCUGCUGGGAACUGUCCAGAGUUCCUUCUCUGAUGUUACAUGACAAUAUACAAGGACUUGUACGGUGGGCACACCAUGUAAUAAUAUACAUAAUGAUAAGCAGUUUACAAAAUGUUAUUUUAAAAAAGAAAACCAUAUAAUCAUUCAUAUAAUGAUGUUUUCUGUUCAUUUAACAUUUAUGGAAGGCAGAGUCAGUGCUUUGUAACAAUCAGUGGUGUAAAUCUUUUUGUCUAAAAUAUAAUAGAGAGAAAAAGGAGAGGAAGAGAGGCUGGUUUUUCUAGCUGCCAUAAUGUAAGUCAAAACAGGAACUGACCUGUUUCCUGGACAUUCCACAGCACAAAUGAAUAAUUAUUUAUAAAUAAGGUGUGUCAUUCUUUAAGAAUUUUUUUUUUUUGUAGUAUUUUUUGGCAAAUUGGAAGUACAGGAAUAGGAAGAAUGAAACUCCAAGGGAUGUGCUGUUAUAGGAAAAUAAUCAACUUCAGGGUGUUAACAGUAAAUUCAUUGAUGUUUUAGUCAUUGCUGAUAUUAUAUUGUCUUGUAUGAUGUCUGACAAGUUUUGCUAAAUGUUUACAACUAUUAAACAUCUGAAGGUUAAAAGGUUACCUGUCAUUGUUCCUUUUUGGCCAUUAUGUGAGUGUUAAAUAAAAACGCCUAGCACUCCAGAGCACUUAGACUCUUGCGCUGAUAGUGUGAUGAUGAAGUGUGUGUGUGUGUGUGUGUGUGUGUUUUUUUUUAAUAGGUCAGAAGGAUGACAGUGUAUGAAGUGAAAGGCAGUCCGUUAAUACAGCAUAUGUACAUCCGGUUCUUAUUUGAUCUUCUUGGUUUUGGCAAAAGUUAUUUAGUCCUAUAAUAAAGCUAUGUAUACAUCAGCGCUGUUGAAUUCUCAAAUCUGAUUGGUCAGAAGGUGUUGAUUCAUUUUCUAUAGCAGAAGCUCUGUGUCAUAUAAACAGGGUGGAGACGGAUGUAAGUGCAGUUAAAAGCUUUAUUUAAAGAGAGAGGCAGACAAAUCCAAAUCAAUAAGCAAAAACGUAGUCAAGAACAAGUGUGGGUCGGGAGAACUACAAACAGGCAUAAACUAGGCGUAGACUAGAAACGAGGAAACUAGGGGCAGGAUCGAAAACAUAAAGCGAGGAACGAAGGUUUGGUAUGGCUCAGGCGGCAAACACUAACGCUCAAUACUUCAUCCAGAACGAAGACACACGGGGGUUUAAAUAUACAAACUAAUCAAAGGGCAUAACACAGAACAACUGAGACAUUAGGAAAGAACUAAUAACAUAACAGGGGCGGAGAUAGGACAGAAACCAAAAACAAACGCACGUGUCACAAGUAAACACAGUUAGUGAAAACCCGGAAGCGUGCUCUGUCGUUCUUCGGGAAGUUCAUGCAGUGCCGGAGCACUCAGCGCGAGGAGAAAUCCGUGACACUCUGACAGUAGUGUAUCUACAAACCGUUACUGUUUCUAUUGUAACAACUUACAUAUUAAUAAUUAAGGCUUUGAUGUCUUAUUAACUUCAGAGGGGAAAAAGACAGGCUUUGAUGUAAGGGAUAACAGGAACUAACUUGUUUCAUGGAUACUCCACAACGUAACUAUAAAUGGUAAAAAUAUGAUGUGUCAUUCUUGAAUAAAUGUAAAAAAUAAAUCAGUUUGUAGUUCUUGUAAAUUGUUUUGGUAUCGUCACGAUUGGAGGCGGAGACGGAUGCAAAUGCAGACUAGAUUGAAUAUAAAUACAAACGAAACACAAAACAGUAGCUAUAGAACUUGUGGCAAAAUACUAAGGGAAAAAAAUUAUCUCUAUUAUACAUCUGAGCAGUUGAGGGUUAAGGGCCUUGCUCAAGGGUCCAGCCGUGGCAGCUUGGCAGUGAUGGGGUUUGGGGUCAUGACCUUCCGAUCAGUAACCCAGUGUCUUAACCACUGAGCUACCACUGCUCAGUUGUAACAUGAAGGUGUGGUGCAGUGGCUGCUGGAAACUGUAGUCCAGCAUUCCUUCUCUGAUAUUACAUGACAGGUAUAAGAGGAAUAAAUUAUUUUGGGACAUGCUGUUAUGGGAAAAUAACUUUUGGGAGAUUAGUUCAUUUAGUAUAAUAGUAGAUAAUAAUUUAUUUUCAUUAAGUGCUUUAUCUUGGUCAAGGUCGUGGUGGAUCUGGAGCCUAUCCUAUGCAUAUGAUCGUAUGAGGUUAUUGUUAAUUUGUUGAAUUGUAAUGAUUGGUAAUCAUGAUCAUAUGAAACUGCAAAAUUUGAAAGAUCUUAAUGUAGGCGUCAAGGUGUUAAAGGAAAACAAUGGCAUUAUCUCAACAGCACACAUUGCCAAUGUUUGGAUUGUUGUUUGUUCAGAAGUUUAGAUCUGAAAGCUAUGAUGCGAUUUAGUCCCAGUGCUCUCACUUUGGUAUCCAUGCUGCAGGACCGUGAUUGUGUUUUGCGAUGUGAGAAAUUGAGCUUGCUUUGUGUAUUUGCAGAGGCGCUGCAGUGUUUAGCGUGGAGGAAUCCCGUCGGACUGUCUCCAUGCAGAUGACCAGUGAUGGCCACGUCGGCCGACCCCACAGAGGAGUAAAAAGAUGCACAUUACAUUAUUUUUCAUAUGCUUUUUAAAAAAUUCUCUUAUUAUUUUGUACAGGCAAAUUCCUGUGUUGAUUCCUCUGCCUUUGAUUGCUUGCAGAUCAGUUGAUGAAGUGGUGAGUGAGCACAUUUUUAACCCCCUGGAGAGGAUCGUCUUGACCUUCUUCCUGGCAUCUAUUAUCAUUAUGACUGUCCUUGGUAACCUACUGGUGAUGGUGGCUCUGUCAAGGGACAGGCAGCUGAGGAAGAAGAAGACCAACUACUUCAUUGUCUCCCUGGCGUUCGCAGACCUCCUGGUGGCUCUUUUAGUGAUGCCGUUUGCGGCGAUAGAGCUCACCACAGGCCACUGGAGUUACGGAGAGACAUUCUGCCUGGUGCGCACCUCGCUGGAUGUACUGCUCACCACUGCGUCCAUACUGCACCUGUGCUGCAUUGCCCUGGACAGGUACUAUGCAAUCUGCUGCCAGCCACUGGUCUACAGGAACAAGAUGACGCCUGUGAGAGUGUCUCUGAUGCUGGGGGGGUGUUGGGUUAUCCCCUUGUUCAUCUCCUUCCUCCCCAUCAUGCAGAACUGGAAUGCCAUUGGCAUUGAGGACAUUAUUGAGGAGAGGAAGCUCACCCAGGGCUUAAACAGGACAUCCUGCAUAUUCAUGGUGAACAGACCAUACGCUCUCAUCUGUUCAGCCGUGGCCUUCUACGUGCCUCUGGGCCUGAUGAUCCUCGCCUACCAGCGCAUCUAUGUGACAGCUAUGGAGCAUGCUCGGCAGAUCCGGAUACUGCGGCGUGCCGGAUCCACUCCCAUACCCUCUUACUACAGUCACGAACACCCCGGCUCCAGCCGCAUGAAGAUCGAGACCAAAGCGGCCAAGACGCUGGCAGUCAUUAUGGGCUGCUUCUGCCUGUGCUGGGCACCGUUCUUCAUCACUAACGUGCUGGACCCGUUCAUCCAGUACAGCGUGCCGUGGCAGAUGUGGACCACAUGGCUGUGGCUGGGAUACAUUAACUCGGGCUUAAACCCAUUCCUCUAUGCCUUUCUGAACCGGGCUUUUCGCAGAGCCUUCCUCAUGAUCCUGUGCUGUGGGGACAUGCGCUAUGCCCGCCAGGGGAGCUUUAGCCCGAGCAGAGCUUGCUCGGCAACUGUAAACGGAACAUCCAUUGCGCUCAGGUACAGUAAUUCCUCUCCUGAACACACUGUUCUUCCUGAAAUGAAAGAUUACCUUGUAUAUGAAAGCUUUAUCUUUUCUGGGUCUCUGGGGCCAUGUUUACGGGUCAAGUGCAGACAGAACCUGUGUUUUGUUAUGCAUAUUAAUCAUUUCGUUCCGAUGCUCGUUUCAGCUUCCCCUAUGGCACUGUAAACCGAUUGAAUGUCCUUUUAUCUCAGCUUUCUUCCACUGGUUUUCCAUCUCUAUCCACUGUAUCUCUAGUGCAUGUGUGAUUACCACGGACAAGAAUUUCAAGACGUUUGAAUUUGCAUUUGAAUUCAGUUUCAACACUCAGCCUGCACUGAGAAAUGACGAUAAAUAAAUAAAUAAAUAAACGUUUACUCCA